GGCCUUCUCCGGCGUGCGUUGGGGCUGUUCCUUGAGGCGCAUCGCCUGCUUCGUGCUCGCCCCCAACUCGGAUGCGAUCGGCGGGAUGAUAGCAACUGUCUGCGAGUGGGACCGGCGCCGAUGCUGGCCCAUCGACGCUCUUGAGAUCAUGGUUCGCCUCCGCAUGCGCUACUCUUUGUGGGGGCGUCCUCGAGGCGUUGCUGGUUUGAACAGCCCACGCGCGGGUCCGCAGCCGCGAUUGACAUCCUGAUCCUGAUGCCAGCGCGCGACAGGCUUCCGCCGUCCAGGCCAGCGGGGAAUUGGCAGCAGGGUUCUCGGCGCUGUCGCGGUAUGAAUACAGCAGCUCUUCAACGCAACAUAGAGUGGCGUCUUCCGCAUAGACGCAUGGUGGUUCUUCAAGCGAGUCGAACUUCGCCAAUCCUUCAUUCGCGUAAAUGGAUGUCUCUCGUGAUACCUUACUCCACGCUGUCGCCGCGGUCUCCGGUCUGGCCGCCUGGAUAUACCUGCAUGGGCACACCGUGCGAGGGGAUCAUGCACUAUCCUUCUAUACCCUCUGUGCAGGCACGCUUUAUGUGCUCCUCCAACGUUCACCCGGCUUGCAAGAGAGCCCGCUAAGAACGACUACUGUCUUUACAUCAAUCCACGCCCUAUGUCUUUCCGUUGCCACCGUCAUCUAUCGCCUCUCCCCAUGGCAUCCACUGGCAUCCCAUCCAGGACCUUUCCUAGCACGUAUCAGCAGCCUAUGGCUGGCUUACGUCUCAUCCACCGGGAGACGUCACCUCGUUAUGGACCGUCUACACGCAAAGCAUGGCCCAUUCGUCCGGAUAGGCCCCAAUGCCCUCUCCAUCAACUCACUCUCAGCACUCUCCCUCUACGCUCAUCUCGAAAAGGGCGAAUCGUACCGCUUCCCCGUCCAUGAUGGGGUGGCCUCCAUCUUUCUCAAGCAGGACAGCAAGGAGGGCCACCGGGAACGCCGCCGCAUCUGGGGCGGUCUGUUCACCCCCAGCAGUAUCUCCGCCAUGACCCCGGCCCUAGAAAGGAGGACCUGGCAACUCAUGCAGUGUAUCGAGCAACGCCAGUCCGUGGGCGGCGGACUCAUCGACCUUCCAGAGGCCUUCUAUCAUUGGUCGUGUGAUCUCGGGGGCGAUAUAGUAUUCGGUGGAUGCAACGAGCUUGAGUUGAUGAGAAAUGGAGACGUCAACAAUCUGGUGGCCACCGGAAAGUAUUCGACGGCGAUGAUGGACACGUUCGGGCACUCUCCAUGGCUUUUACACGUUCUGUGGCGCAUUCCUGCCACGAAGGACAUGCAUAAGCUGGUUACGAUGACCGCGGAGAUGGCACGGAAGCGCGUGGGGUCCAAGGAGCCUCCCACGUCAAGAGACCUGCUGUCAUAUUUGAUCGACGGCGGCGUUCCCAUGGCCGACAUGGAGCGGGACGGCAUGAUUGCCAUACUAGCUGCAUCGGAGAACACCACAAUCACGCUCGCUCUGGCUUGCUACUUCCUCGCCGCCGACCCGCAGUACCUCCACCAACUGCGGGACAUGCUGGAGCAAGCCUUCCCAGACCCGCUAGGACCUCUCUCUCAAAGCGCACUGGCAGCGCUUCCUUUGAUCGAUGGCGUCGUAAACGAGGCGCUGCGCCUGGGAUCGCACUUCUUCUUGCCCCGAGUGACCCCUAAGGGCGGAGUUGAGGUUGACGGCGUUCACAUUCCGGGCGACACCGUCGUCGCGCUCGCGUCGUACUCGAUCCAGACAAGCCCGGACCACUUCUACCCGGAACCUAUGAACUUCCGACCGGAGCGCUGGCUACCGGAGGGUCUUGGUCCAGACACGAAGACGGAUAGAACAGCGCUGGCGGCAUUUUCAUACGGCCAGCACGCGUGCCUCGGAAAGACGCUUGCCUACAACCAAAUGCGUUAUGUCCUGGCACGCCUCGUCCUCGCAUACGAUAUGUCCCUCAAGCCUGGCUUCGACGUGCAAGCCUUCCGCGAGGGCAUUGUGGGCAGGGGUGUACCUAAUCUCGAAGUACCCCUGGAGAUGACGUUCCAACGGCGGCCCGGUGUGCACUUCGAUGAUCUCGGAGAUAGAGCGUAGUCGUCGUACAACUCGGCAACGACGCGGACGCUGCGUACCAAUCGGUCUCCUUCCAGUUGUGUAGAUGUUCGUGCAUGAGCUGGUACCGCGUUGGAGGUUGUAGUAUUCC
Messenger RNA from Trametes versicolor FP-101664 SS1, 2202 nucleotides. RefSeq names its product cytochrome P450. The record is from RefSeq and is a predicted model, not a curated record. Lineage: Eukaryota; Fungi; Basidiomycota; Agaricomycetes; Polyporales; Polyporaceae. Gene Ontology annotation, molecular function: heme binding; iron ion binding; oxidoreductase activity, acting on paired donors, with incorporation or reduction of molecular oxygen. Bases 435 to 2093 code for a protein of 552 amino acids. The transcript has 12 exons.